Molecule: messenger RNA, 1340 nt
Organism: Suhomyces tanzawaensis NRRL Y-17324
Lineage: Eukaryota; Fungi; Ascomycota; Pichiomycetes; Serinales; Debaryomycetaceae
Gene: SIT4
Product: type 2A-related serine/threonine-protein phosphatase
Exons: 1
Coding region: 213-1157 (314 amino acids)
Biological process (GO): peptidyl-serine dephosphorylation; G1/S transition of mitotic cell cycle
Cellular component (GO): cytoplasm
Molecular function (GO): protein serine/threonine phosphatase activity
Source: RefSeq, a predicted model, not a curated record
AAUAGCCCGAUAGACGUUAAGCAAGGAACACGACUGGUAAUUAAGUGCUAACUCUAAUUUAUCGAGGGUAGCAACAGUCUCACUAAUCUAUAAGGUGGUCCCUGGCGUUUCAUAUUCAUUCUUCCUGUUUUAGAGAAUAACAGGUAACACAACGAUAUCAUUUGUCAUCAGGCAGUGCCACCCUCAUAAAGCACCGAUCAUACACUUCAAACAUGGGAGAACGAGGACCAGAUCAAUGGUUGGAACAGAUCAGAAAGUGUAUCGCUUUAUCUGAAUCAGAUAUGAAGCAGUUGUGUGAAUUGAUCAAGGAGUUGUUGAUGGAGGAAUCCAACAUUCAACCGGUUCAAUCACCCGUCACUGUUUGUGGUGAUAUACACGGUCAAUUCCAUGACUUGUUAGAGUUAUUUAGAAUCUCGGGUGGAUUACCUUCGGAUGAUAAUGACACUAACUACAUAUUCUUGGGAGAUUACGUUGAUAGAGGAUACUUCUCCUUGGAAACAUUCACAUUAUUAAUGGUCUUGAAGGUCAAAUAUCCUCAUAGAAUCACGUUGGUAAGAGGAAACCACGAAUCAAGACAAAUCACCCAGGUGUACGGUUUCUAUGAAGAAUGUUUAACUAAAUAUGGCUCAACCACAGUAUGGAAGUAUUGUUGUCAAGUCUUUGAUUUCUUGACUUUGGCCGCUAUAAUAGAUGGCAAGAUAUUAUGUGUCCACGGGGGUUUAUCGCCAGAAAUCAGAAUGUUGGAUCAAAUCAGGGUGUUAAGUAGAGCCCAAGAAGUGCCUCACGAAGGUGGAUUCUGUGAUUUAGUGUGGUCAGACCCGGAUAAUGUGGAUACUUGGGCCGUUUCACCUCGUGGUGCUGGUUGGUUGUUUGGUUCCAAAGUUAGUAGAGAGUUCAACCAUAUUAAUAAUUUGAGUUUAAUUGCAAGAGCACAUCAAUUGGUCAUGGAAGGGUUCAGGUAUCAUUUUAAAGAAAAGGAUGUGGUCACUGUGUGGUCUGCCCCAAAUUAUUGUUAUAGAUGUGGGAAUGUCGCUAGUGUCAUGCAAGUGGGAGAAGACUUGGAUCCAAAUUUCAAAAUAUUCAGUGCCGUUCAAGAUGGUGAUUUGGCGGUGAAGAAUAACGCCAACAAACAACAAAGAAGUGAUUAUUUCUUAUAAUUGUAUCUUGUCUUCAGUCAUUUUUGAAUUGUUCACUACCUGCAUUAUAAAGCCCGCCUUUCAACCAUGUCAACCCAUCACUCCUUCAGAAUACAAGUAACCGGAAUUGUCCAGUAUGCCAUGUAAUUAAUAUGUUCAAAGUUCAUUGGCUGCUGGUACAAUUUCCCGUUCAAUUUAUUGACA